UUGAAACUUCUCACUAUAUUUCUCACCACUUACCCAAGCAUGUCCCUGCCUGAAUUAAUAUUGUAGUAAAGAAAUUUUAUAUGGCAAAGUCUCUUAUGAUCCUAACUAUAUAUAUAAGCCAUACCAACCUUUCUGCCAUAAUACCUUAAUAUUUCAAAUAUCCCCAGCAGAGAGUAACCUCUCAAUCCAAGCUUCAAUUAUAUUGAUUUUUUCACAUUUCUAAAUCCACCUCUACCAUAUAUAUCUCCCUCUAAUUAAACCUCUCUAUCCAUAUCUAAAAUUUCAAAAAGAUCUCAAUUAAUUAGAUUUCCCUCUCUCUUUCUCUCUCUAACUAUAUUGCAAACCUUUCCCUCUGCUUUCAAAAUCAGCAAAUUCAUGGGUCUUAGAGACAUUGGUGCUUCACUGCCCCCAGGGUUUCGGUUUUACCCGAGUGAUGAGGAGUUGGUCCUUCAUUACCUUUACAAAAAGAUCACUAAUGAGGAAGUUCUGAAGGGUACCUUGAUGGAAAUUGACUUGCACACGUGCGAGCCAUGGCAACUCCCAGAGGUGGCUAAGCUCAAUGCAAACGAAUGGUACUUCUUCAGCUUCCGUGACCGUAAAUAUGCAACCGGCUUUCGGACCAAUCGCGCGACGACAUCUGGCUACUGGAAAGCAACGGGGAAGGAUCGUACGGUGUUUGACCCUGCCACGCGUGAGGUUGUAGGGAUGAGGAAGACAUUGGUGUUCUACAGGAACAGGGCUCCAAAUGGCAUCAAAACGGGUUGGAUCAUGCAUGAGUUUCGCUUGGAGACGCCACAUUUGCCACCUAAGGAGGACUGGGUUUUGUGUAGAGUGUUUCACAAGGGCAAAGCAGACAACAGUGCCAAACUCAUCAUGUACGAGAGCACAGUUCCAUCCCUAACUUUGGCUUCGUCAUCUCCAACCAACCAAAACACCACACCAUCAAUUGGGUAUAACCAAUUUCUUGCCCCAUUCUCUUCCUCAAUGGCAACCCAUCAUCACAAUCACAAUCAUCAUAUUCCAAACCAAAGCCAAAACAACAACAACAACUCCUUGAUGGGUCUCCUUCAGUUCUCUAGGGAAACAAACACCAACAACUCUAGCACCGUUACUCAAAUUAGUCCCAAAUGUGAUGAUAAUAAUGGAUAUGGGUUCUUAUGGGACAUGGACCUCGAAGAAAAUAGCUUCAAUGAUGGCGUGGCAUCAAACUUGGAUGGAAUGAGAUUCUUCGAGCUUGAUAAUAAUAAUAGUGUGGUCUUGUUAUGAAAAGAAAAAGGAAAAAAGUAAAAAAAAAAAAAAAAAAAAAAAGGAAUGUGUACAUAUAUAUACAUAUAUUAUGCUUCAUAUAUCUCAAGUAAAUUAGGGGAAAUUGUUGAUGUGUGAUGUGAUGAUGGUGUUUGGCUUUAGGGGGCAAGUCACGUGCUUGGAUUGGGAUCGGUUGUUCCAUGGUUGGGGUCUGCUGUUCAAGUGCUUCCAGUGUUGUUAAUUAAUUAGGCCUUUUCUUUUUAGUAUUAUUUUUUGGGUGGGGGGAGGUUAUACAGUAUAUUUAGCAUUUGUAGAGGAAGAUAGUGAUCCUUUAAUAUGUACGUACCAUUUGUUAAUUUAUAUAUGAUAUAUAAUUACUGUCUAUAAUUUGUCACUAA
Messenger RNA from Glycine soja, 1643 nucleotides. Its product is annotated as NAC domain-containing protein 21/22-like. The record is from RefSeq and is a predicted model, not a curated record. Gene Ontology annotation, biological process: regulation of DNA-templated transcription. The coding region runs from base 376 to 1266 and encodes 296 amino acids. Lineage: Eukaryota; Viridiplantae; Streptophyta; Magnoliopsida; Fabales; Fabaceae. Gene Ontology annotation, molecular function: DNA binding. The transcript has 3 exons.